Messenger RNA from Dermacentor andersoni, 1524 nucleotides. NCBI's taxonomy places the organism in Eukaryota, Metazoa, Arthropoda, Arachnida, Ixodida, Ixodidae. The record is from RefSeq and is a predicted model, not a curated record.
UCGAACCUGAAAGAAAAGCUGCAGGCGAUGACGAAACAGUGUAAAGGGGUGAAGCAAGCCACGUUUGAAGAAAGCAUUGAAGGCAUGCCUCAAAAGCAAAGAGAAGCAGCACUCCAUUUUUUCCGUGCUUCCAAGCGAAAAAGCACCCGGGGCAUGGAAUUCACACAGGAUUGGAUUCUAGAGUGUCUGCUCAUGAAGAUGAAGAGCCCAAAGCUGUACAACUACAUGAGGAAGAACAAAAUUCUAGUUUUACCUAGUGAAGAUACUUUAAGGAAAUAUUUAAGCUCGUAUAAGACAGGCUUCGGUUUUUGCACAAGAGUCCUCAGGGCCCUGAAAGAACAAACCAGAGGGAUGGACUCCUUUAAGAGGCACGGAGGCCUUCUAGUCGACGAACUGAAAUUGUCGGAGCACUUGUCAGUCACAUCUGCAGCCACAAUUGAAGGUUUGGUAGACCUGGGCCGGUUUACACCGCCAAGAGAAAAAUAUGACCCAUGCGACCAUGGCAUGGUAAUUAUGUUUGCGCCAUUCACAGGCAAGUGGACGCAGGUUCUUGCAGUGUUCGCAACACAUGGAAACGUGAAAGGCGAGUUGCUUGCAAAGCUGCUGGUCGAGGCCGUAUUACUCGCAGAAGAUGCAGGCCUUUUCGUUGACUUCGUGACGUGCGACGGUGCCACGUGGAACCGCAAGAUGUGGAAAGUGCUGGGAAUUGGAGCGACUUCAGCCUCUAUUAAGUGCAGAAUGAGGCAUCCGAAAGACGCUAGUCGCUACCUCCAUUUCCUUUCAGACUUUCCACACUUGGUGAAGUGUCUGCGCAACAACCUGCUCUGUCACGACUUCGAGACUCCUGAUGGCCUGGUAUCCUUAGACACCGUCAAAAAUGUCUACGCCAUGGAUGGAAGCGCCGUGACACUUCGCGUGAUGCAUGGGAUACGCGAGGCCCACCUGAACCCAAACAACUUCCAGAAAAUGCGCGUCACGUACGCCUACCAGCUGUUCGGUCCCCAAGUAAUCCGUGGCCUGCGUUUUUUCCAGCAAGAUGUGGAGCAAGGAACGGGCAGUUGCAUAGAGCCAACGCUGCGGUUUUUUGAGCUCAACCAAGACCCGCUGGAGAGCACUUUUGGUAUAGUGCGGCAGUGCAGCGGCAAUAAUGACCACCCUACACCGCAGCAGUUCCUAGACACAAUGUCCUGCAUCAGCUUCUCCAACCUUGUGCGCUCGCCAGACAAGGGCAAUGUAGGGCCCAACACGGUUCAAGCUCUCUUGUCUCCCAAAAUGCGCCCUCGAUCCUCGCCUCAGAAGCCGAGCAUCGCACAUGAACUUGCAAGCAUUCCAUUUGUAGGCAACGAAGAACUGCUCAACGAUUUGUUAGAAGACGAGAACGACCAUGCAGCUUAUAUCUCAGCCAGGAGUGACCGCAGGCUGGUGCACUACAUCGGCGGGAACUUGCUGCACUGCUGGAAGCUGGACAGCACGACGAUAAAGCACCAGAUCUGUGUGCCUUCUCAAAGGAUUUCUAGUGGCUGA